UCUCGGAUUUGCUGAGCCCGGAAACCGGUGAGGGCGCUCACCCCCCGGCGACGUGGAUUAUAGUGCGACGAGCGACGAGGUGGUCGACCCACCUUUAUGGGACCCCAUGGAUAGUAACGUGUCCACUGCGGCCUACAUGCACCGGCCUCCUGGUUCUUCGAAUGCCUCCAUCGCGGGGACCGCGUCCUCCCUCGGCAACGCGGGACUCGCGAGUGGCGGAAGAGUCGCGGUGAUCGGCGUCACCAGGAAUGUCCGACUCCGAAGAAGAGGCGCUUCCGGAUUCGGUUUUUCUCUACGAGGAGGACGAGAAUACGCGGCGGGAUUCUACGUGAGCGACGUCCAGCCUGGAGGCGAGGCUCACCGAAAUGGACUACGGAUAGGCGACCAAAUCUUAAGGGUGAAUGGCUAUCCCGUCGAAGAUGCCGUUCACCAGGAAGUCGCCCUCUUGGCGAAAAAUCAACAAAUUCUCGUUCUCAAAAUUCGAAGUGUGGGGAUGAUACCAGUCAAAGACAAUCCGAACGACCCGGUAACGUGGCAUAUGGUCCAGCAGCAGCAGCAACAGUUCCAGUACAACGAAACCGGUUCGGGAUCUGUUCCAUCGUGUACCGAGGUGCGAAUCCGGAUCACCGUUGGCGAAAAGGGACGCCUUGGAUGUGGAGUUUGUCGAGGAAUCGUACCCGGCCUCACCGUGCAGGGCACGAGGGAAGGUGGACCAGCCCGAGCUGCAGGUUUGAAGGCUGGCGACGUGAUCAUCUGGUGCAACGGGCAACGACUGACGGACCUCCCCUUCGAGCGCGCGAUCGAGGUCAUGCGCGGCGCGGCAGUACUCGACCUGGUGGUGAACCGACCCGCUCCUAAUCAUCUCUACGACUGUCCUGAGACUCUUUGGAUGCGCGGCUCCAGCGGGUACAAUUCCGAGUCCUCCAGCCUGAUCGCGGAAAGCCCACCGCAUAGCGGCAGAAACGCGCCUUCCUCUCCGCAAAGACUCGGCGAGAUCGGCACGGGACCGCGUCGCGGCCACGACGAGCCCUGCGGAAAUGGCCGAAUAUGCUGUCCUUUGGCCCUGUCGACGAGCAGCUGCACCACCUCGGAGUGGAGCCACGUGGACCAGAUGCAAGAGUGGACCAGGAAGUCGAACAACACCACGGUCAUCCAGGUGAACCAGAAUCAGAGUCCAUACCAGCGAUCGGGUUGCUCUCACGGGUUUCAUCCUGGAAUCAGAGGAGAGAAUUACGAAAAGGAAAACGAGCCUCUAUACGAUCCCGUGGCCCCUCGAGCAGAUUACGAAGUCCACGAUUUCGACACAAAUUCUAGACACGACGUGAGGAAUGUCGAGCCCCAAAGACGACAGGUGUAUCAACGCGACAAUUGCGACGUUAUCUAUGACGGUCCUGCCGAUGAUAACAUCGGCUAUUAUACGUCCAAAGUGAAUAACGGACAGCCGGACGGCAACCGACUGGCCGAAUUGCAGCUUAUCCAGAGCCGUACGGAAACCGAAAGGAAAACUGUAACCACCGUGGAAGUUCACUCUGUUUGUCCCCCCGUUCCGCCCUCCAUGCCACCGCCACUUUCCUACAAGUGGCAAGCAGAUACCAAACCGAUGAACGCGAUGGGGAUGCAGAUGGGCAGCACCAUGUCCAUGGGAAGCACGGGGUCCACUGAGACCGAAUCGAGUCUCGAGUCGUCCUGCAGCAAAGACUCGGCAUCGACUUCGUCUUCCCUAUCGACAUCUUCCUGCGACCCUGCGUCAACGGUCUCGUUUGCAUCCAACGGAGGUGCCAACACUGGAACAACGAACAAACCCAACGAACAAGCCCCAGGACGCAUCGGUCGCAUUUGUGCAUCAAGGACAUCUCCUAGUGCAAGCAUCGAUUUGGGUUCGGCUAUUACUCAAGAAUUGCAGAGGCGAGCUCAGCAGCGGCUCUUGAACGCUGCGAAAUCCGAGCAGGGGAAGGAGAAUGUCGCUGAGCCCAGGAAAGUCCAAAAUCCGGAGGCCUUAAGGGUGCAGGAGCAGAAGGUCACGCACGAUAAGCUAAUGGAAGAGUUCAAGCGAGCGCAUCGAAAGAUGUUCAGCGGAGCUCAGCAACACGUUCAAUUCUCGGAUCAAGCCGACGAGCAGGAGCAGGAGAAGCGCCAAGUGAACGGAAGCACUUCGUGUCCUCCACCUCCGCCUCUUCCAUCGUCGGCAAAGGGAAAAAUCGGCGAGGACGCCGUAGAGAUGCAAAGUCUGGAGUCCUUCAAGUUAAAGGAAUCCCCCAGCACGGUACCAAAGCCUCCGCCGACGUAUUUCUCCCCGGCGACCUCGACGAGCGUUGUCGAGAAGGCGCCUCCUGCAGGAAGUCCUCGCCACGGGUCUCCGGGAAUCCCCAAGGAUGCGAAUCCCCAGGACUUGCCUUCAACUAUGGAGUCGAAAAAGAGUCCCCCCGCGCCGCCUCCGAUUAGUGCAAACUCUCAGCCACUCGGCAAGGUAGCUAUCAGGAUAGGCGCUUACGAGGGCGAGGCGAAACAACCCUCCAGGUUGGAGUUCCUUCCUCAGCAGCCGAAACUCGCCGACAAGGACGAGGAACGAGCCAGGGUUCCUGCAGUUUCUAGGUUGCAGAACGAGCUCGCUGCCACGCUGCAGAGGUCAAACCUCAGGAAAAAGACAGAAGGGGAGGUCACAACGAAACCGGUGGUCGCAGAAAACGUAAUUUCAAUCGCGGCUUCCAAUUCCGACACUGCCAAGCCAGUAAGUCUGGUCCAGAGGAACGUUGAGAAGCUAUCAGCGGCCUUGAACAACAAGGUCACCAUCAAAGUGAGCCCGGAGCAGAACGGUCGAUAGAUCUAAGUCUAAACAUCGAAAUUUACCGUCGCACGAUAAAUGGAAGAAGUAUCGAUGUAUUUUAACGACUGUAUAUUAUCGAAGCAGCGUAUACGUUAAGGCUUUUUCUUACAUAGGCGUCCUUUUAUAUAUUAUUUAUUACCCGAGACAUAAAUAAUAUCGAGUAUCAUGUAAACCGUAUGUCGAAGCGCCACAAUUUACAUCUUAGCUGUACGUACACGUAAUGGAUUUGUAAUACUUCCGCGUAAUCUUGAGCUUGUAACACCUCGAAAAUACUGCCGAAAUUCUCGUUCCAGUGGCGGAAGUAAAUAAGCAAGUGUAAUGCCCAUAAUCGUA
Orussus abietinus is the source of this 3157-nucleotide messenger RNA. RefSeq lists its product as uncharacterized. The record is from RefSeq and is a predicted model, not a curated record. Lineage: Eukaryota; Metazoa; Arthropoda; Insecta; Hymenoptera; Orussidae. Gene Ontology annotation, molecular function: protein binding. Bases 107 to 2821 code for a protein of 904 amino acids. Gene Ontology annotation, biological process: rhabdomere development. Gene Ontology annotation, cellular component: cilium; stereocilia ankle link complex; stereocilium tip. The transcript is spliced from 14 exons.